CGCUCUCUUUCUUCUUGGUCUUCUUCAGCGUCUCGCGCAAGCUUCUACUUUUUUACUCUCACUGUCGCUCAAAGCUUCGCAGCGAAGCUGAUGAAAGAUCAGAUUUUUCGAAACCCCAAACACGUCCGAUUUCUCCCGCUAACUCCAAACCUCCGUCUGCAUAUAUAUACUGGCUUUCUCGACGCUCUCCGCGAUCAUGCGUCCCCCUUUUUUAGCGACAAUCUCUAGCUAUUUCGCUUGAUUCCCCUGCUCUCUUCGGUGUUCCCCCUGUCAGCCGCUGUCCAUUCUCGGAAACCCCGAGGAAUUCUCUCUUCGAGCAUGGUGAGAGUUAAGGAGGAAUACGAUGUGGUGGCGAGCCCUUCAUUUUCUAAUGGCAGCUGCGACUCGUAUCUUAAGAAAUCACCGUCCACUUUAUGGUACUUUUGGAGGAGGGCAAGUGGUCCAAUAAGGCGUUCAACAAGAGGAAGAUGGACAAAGGAAGAGGACAGAUUUCUUAUUGCAGCGGUGCAAAAAUUUGAUGGCAAAAAUUGGAAGACAAUAGCUGAACGUGUCCCUGGUAAGACAGAUUGUCAGUGCUUGCAUCGCUGGCAGAAGGUUCUAAAUCCUGGUGUUAUUAAAGGAUCUUGGACAAAGGGGGAAGAUGAUCUUUUAAUCAAUUUGUUCAAGCAAUACGGCUGCAAAUGGUCGCUGAUUGCAAAAAACUUUCCUGGUCGCAUAGGCAAGCAGUGCCGAGAAAGGUGGACUAAUCAUCUCAAUCCUUCAGUAAAGAAGGUUGCCUGGACAGCAGAAGAGGAGUCCAUUCUUGCUCACUACCACCAUGUUUAUGGUAACAAGUGGGCAAAAAUAGCAAAAUUUCUUCCUGGAAGGACGGACAAUGCCAUUAAGAACCAUUGGAACUGCUCGAUGAAGAAGAGAUUGGGUGCAGGAACUGGCUGUAUAAUGGAAAUGUCUGAUGAUUGCUCUGGAUUUUGCGGUCCAGAUGUUAAGGCAGAUUGCUUGAUGGUUAAAUUGGAGCGACAAAGUCCUGAUGAAAUCACUUCUGUUGAUCAGAGAAUGCAUCUGGACUUGAAUAGAACUUGUUUCACCGACUUCAGUCCUGUAUAUUCUCAUGGUGGUAUCAAGGAUUCAGAAGCAGAAGAUUGGUGGAUAUCACCUCCUUGGCAUUCAACAGCAGGGUCAAAUAGCAUAGCAUGUCCAAUUGCCAAUCCAUUUCAUAUGGCGACUGCUUUUUCUCAGGAUGCUGAUAACAAUUCUAAUGUUUCCGUUUCCUCACUGGCUGAUCCUUCAAGCAUCGGUGCAUGUUCAACUGUUGAGUUAACUCCUAGUCCUGUCAAAGUCAAUAUUUCCGUUGCUUCCCAUAGUUUUGAAUCACCUAAAAGGAUAAGAGUAGGUGCUACUAGUACAAAAUGUGGUGAUGAUCCUGGAUAUUGUUGUUGGUCUUUCUCGGAAUCCACAGGUGUCAUGGACUUCACUGGAGCUGAUAAGAGAAAUGACGUCGGUGACACAUUAUUGUCGGCACUUCAGCCAAGAGAUGCGGUCACUUUGGUUGCAAAUAAUGGUUUCAUAUGUGUAGAGAAACAAUGUAGCCCAUCAAGGAGUUUAUGUUACCUUUCCACUCCCUCUAACUCGGUGAGCAGUGUUAGUGUCAAAAGUUGGAGUCCAGAGUUGUUUUUGAGGAACUUGGCAAUGACCUACAAGAACACUCCUUCCAUCAUAAGGAGGCGACGCUCAAAGAAAUCAGGUGAUGCUUCUUUCUCGGGCUCUGCUAGCACGCCAGCAUCGAUGGUAUCAAGUUCUCAAGACAAGGAAGGUGGUAGUGUACAUCUUCUGCAUGUAGAAUGAGGUCUUCCAUCGAAUUUUCAUAAUGCUACAAUUUCCACCGCUGCUAAAUAUCUGGGGAAACACCUAGAACAUGCCUUCGACAUGGAAAUGGAUACGGCUGUUCCCUGAACGUGGAAGUUAAUGCCAAUCGCGCAUUCCCUGGAAAUGAGUGAGCAAUUCAAUGAUGUUUCACUAGUGCCGAGCAUUACUAUCAUGCCAACAAGCUCCAGGACGGGGCCUACAGAAGAAGAUAGCUAUAUCACUGAUAAUAUCUUCGUCUGCAUCCAUUUUGUAGCUUACUUUGCUCCAUGAACUUGUUUCCUGUUAGUUUGACUCUCGGUGACGACAAUGGCACAGCUGUGUGUAUAACGUGGCUCUGCUACUUCAAUUGAAAACAAGUACAUACAAAACAGAUUUCCCUCUCUACUGCUGUAACUUCAAGAUUGCCUGGACUGGCAUUUUGUAAAUGAUGACACUUCAGCUCUGUCAAGGAAUAAAAAGUAGGAAAAUUUCGCUAUCACAGUU
Messenger RNA from Rhodamnia argentea, 2346 nucleotides. RefSeq lists its product as uncharacterized. Lineage: Eukaryota; Viridiplantae; Streptophyta; Magnoliopsida; Myrtales; Myrtaceae. Gene Ontology annotation, molecular function: DNA-binding transcription factor activity, RNA polymerase II-specific; RNA polymerase II cis-regulatory region sequence-specific DNA binding. Gene Ontology annotation, biological process: regulation of DNA-templated transcription. The coding region runs from base 319 to 1842 and encodes 507 amino acids. Gene Ontology annotation, cellular component: nucleus. The transcript has 8 exons. The record is from RefSeq and is a predicted model, not a curated record.